Molecule: messenger RNA, 2108 nt
Organism: Erpetoichthys calabaricus (reedfish)
Lineage: Eukaryota; Metazoa; Chordata; Cladistia; Polypteriformes; Polypteridae
Gene: nab1b
Product: NGFI-A binding protein 1b (EGR1 binding protein 1)
Exons: 8
Coding region: 422-1858 (478 amino acids)
Biological process (GO): negative regulation of DNA-templated transcription
Cellular component (GO): nucleus
Molecular function (GO): transcription factor binding; transcription coregulator activity
Source: RefSeq, a predicted model, not a curated record
CAGAAUUUCCUUUCCGGCGCGAUGCGUGGGAGGGGAGGCGCACAGCCGCGGCGUGAUACCAGCUGCCGCCCGCAGCCCCCCGGCUCCAUCCCGGCUCGGUAUUCCAGGCUGCAGCCUCCCACGCCCCGCCGCCUCCCACGCCAGGAUCUGCGUCACCGCCGCGUGGGAGUGCGAGUGCGCUGAAGCAAGAGCGGAAUAUCCCGAGCCUCAGAGCCGGGAGGAGGCGGCGGCGGCCAGCAGCAGCAGCAGCAGCAGCAGCGGGAGCCACGGCAGCGACGAGGCCGCUCUCUGGUGUGUCCAGGCCCCCGAUCAGCGACGCCCCUUCCCUGCCGGGCCGGCCACCGGGGAGGGGGCUCACGGAAUCUGCGGCGACACCACAAGCGGAAGGAGCGGCGGCCCGGAGAUUCCGAUCGUGACGGGAAUGGCGGCCUCCCUCCCGAGGACCCUGGGCGAGCUGCAGCUCUACCGCAUCCUGCAGAGGGCCAACCUCUUGUGCUACUUUGAUGCCUUCAUUCAGCAGGGCGGCGACGACGUGCAGCAGCUGUGUGAGGCGGGCGAGGACGAGUUCCUGGAGAUCAUGGCGCUGGUGGGCAUGGCCAGCAAGCCCCUCCACGUGCGCAGGCUGCAGAAGGCCCUGAGGGACUGGGUGACCAACCCCGCACUGUUCAACCAGCCCCUCACCUCCUUGCCGGUCAGCAGCAUCCCCAUCUACAAGCUCCCAGAGGUCUCGGCGGGGCACCUGGCCGGCGAGCCCCACGUCAAGGUCCCCAAGUGCCUGGCGGCCACCUGCGUGGGCCCGAGUAGGACGGAGGCCUCGACCGACGAUGCCAGGUUCUGGCCGGGCUACCGCACCGCCGAAAGUGAGCAGAGCCUGUCUCCGACAGACCCGGGCCCACCCCUGUCGCCGCGGGAUGGCUCAGAGACACUGGACGCGGCUGCCGUGCAGUCCGUGUCCGAGUGCGUGGAGAGGAUGGCGCGGAGCCUGCCGAGGAGUGACCCGGCCGAGGUGCACGACCUGCUGCGGGGCAACAAGAAGCUGGCCAAGAUGAUCGGGCACAUCUUCGAGAUGAGCGACGCCGACCCGCACAAGCAGGAGGAGAUCCGCAAGUUCAGCGCCAUCUAUGGGCGCUUCGACUCCAAGAGGAAAGACGGCAAACACCUGACGCUGCACGAGCUCACGGUGAACGAGGCGGCCGCCCAGCUGUGCGCGAUCGACACGGCGCUGCUGACCCGCAGGGACGAGCUCUUCGGCCUCGCCCGGCAAGUGUCGCGGGAGGUGACCUACAAGUACACGUACCGGAGCAGCAGGUCCCGGUGCGGAGGCAGUGACGAUUUGUCGCCCAAGAGGAUCAAGAGCGAGGAGGUUUUCUUUGACGUCCAGGAGGCCCUGCAGACCAUGAGGCAGCGACACGAGACCCUCCGGGACCAGCUGAGCCUGACCAAGUCCAGAGGACAGGAGGGGACGACGCCCGAUGUGCAGAUCCAGCUGGACCGACUGGUGGCCCGCCAGAGGGAACUCCUCCAGGAGACAGCUGCCCAGGACCGGCUGCACUUGCAUGAGUGGUACCCGCCACAGAGCCCCCCAAAAGUGGACAUCGAGGAGCCCACCGAUGACGGCCUGUCCCCAGACCUGCCAGCUGAGCUUAAAGCCGAAAAGCCGCUGAAUCUGAGGGUGAGCAGCCGCCACCGACAGCGCCCCCUCUUGGGGGCAAGGAUGCCAGCAGCAGAGCCGCUCUCCUGCAGUGCCACGAGGUUUGGCACCUCCUUAGAUGGCAAGUCGCAGGCCUCAGAAAAUGGAGGCGUGCUGAACCUGGCAGAGAGGAGAAGUAUCAAGUCGGAGCCCGAAGAGCCCCGGUAACGGUGCCCACCGCGCCCAGGCUGCCCUCACUAAGCCGAGCCUUAACCAGCAUUGCCUCAGAGUCGCCCGCCACAGCGUCGGCCAUGCAGUCCCAAGCCACCUGGGAUGGCACGUCCUGUGUGGUGGCAGCGUGUGGUCCCGUGGCUCAGCCCCCUGCCCGCGCUGCGGCCCUUUUGUAAACACUAAUAUAUUUAAUUUCUUAUUCAGCUCAUGCGCUCCUCGCGGAUUAAACUCUAUUUUUGAGUACAAA